Molecule: messenger RNA, 582 nt
Organism: Postia placenta MAD-698-R-SB12
Lineage: Eukaryota; Fungi; Basidiomycota; Agaricomycetes; Polyporales; Adustoporiaceae
Exons: 3
Coding region: 1-582 (193 amino acids)
Source: RefSeq, a predicted model, not a curated record
AUGCGCAGAAAUCGACUCACUGUGUCAUCCACAGCUCUAGUGCUGUACGAACACGUAGCGACGUUCUCUCAAGAAGUCCAGCUCAUGUGGUUUGCUAAGACAAGUCUUGCGACCGUAUUGUUUUUUAUCAACAGAUAUGUGCUGCUAUUAUCCGCGACCCUCAGUAUGCUCGAAGUAUUCAAUGUAAGCAGGAACGCGCGCAAGGUUCUUCUUGUGUCGCAAGGCAUCUGUGUCAUUGUAUCCCUUGCCACAUGGGCAGCGUUCGUGAUGCUCCGGGUCUAUGUCAUGACCGCCCGCAAAUGGCUCCCAACCAUACUCUCAUUGUUGUUGGGACUGGUUCCUUUUGCUGUCAACCUCGUGAGUGUAUCCUUCAAAAUCAAGCGUAUGAUGACGACCCUGUAUUACCUUCAUCAGGCUGCGCUUGCCGAGUCGUGUUUUGUCCCAGGAUUGGCACCAGACAUUGGCCCCAACAUCGGCUUCGUGUUGAAAGCACCUCUUGUAACCAGUCAUAUGUUUGUGCAUAAUUAUAUGGAGUGUAUCCUGCGCAGGCUAAUUGCGACCAUCAGAUGUGAGGAAACUUGA